Xiphophorus hellerii (green swordtail) is the source of this 1644-nucleotide messenger RNA. RefSeq names its product gamma-glutamyl hydrolase. Gene Ontology annotation, biological process: tetrahydrofolylpolyglutamate metabolic process. Gene Ontology annotation, molecular function: gamma-glutamyl-peptidase activity. NCBI's taxonomy places the organism in Eukaryota, Metazoa, Chordata, Actinopteri, Cyprinodontiformes, Poeciliidae. Gene Ontology annotation, cellular component: vacuole. The record is from RefSeq and is a predicted model, not a curated record. Bases 260 to 1219 code for a protein of 319 amino acids. The transcript has 10 exons.
GCUGAUAGGCUGGUAUGUUUCUGUAUCUUCUGCUCUUCGUGCCAUACGUUUCGGUGACGCAAACUCAUGUAAAGUUGCGACGUUGAGUCUACCUGUGCAGCCAGGACGCUGUUCAGCGCCUCUCACACGUGACGCGGUGACGCUGACAGAGAGGUAGAGACAGCGGCAGCAGCCAGACUCAGCUCUCGGUCAUUCAGCACCAGCAUCAACACCAGGACGAAGCAUCUUUGGAUUUCAUCCGGGCUCAGACUUUGGAACCAUGCGUGGACCAGCUGCAGCGGGGUUGUCGGUGCUGACCGCCUACCUGCUCUGCGGGCCGCUUCUCUGCGCCGCGGCCAGCAGCCAGCAGCCCAACGACCGACCCAUCAUCGGUGUGUUAGCACAAGAAAAUCUGCCUGAUGACCAGUUUGCUCGAGGAUCUUCUUACAUUGCUGCCUCCUACAUCAAAUUCCUGGAGAGUGCUGGAGCCAGGGUCGCACCAAUCAGGAUCAAUCGCACAGAAGAAGAAUAUAUCAAGAUAUUCAACUCAAUAAAUGGGUUGCUGCUGCCGGGGGGAGACGUAGACAUUCAGACAUCCCAGUUCAGUCGAGCUGCCAGGAUCUUUUACAACUUGGCUUUGAAGGCCAAUAAUGCAGGGGAUUACUUCCCCAUCUGGGGGACAUGCCAGGGCUUCCAGCAACUCUCCGUCCUCACCGCCAGAAGAAACCUGCUCACUCUCACCAAAACCAAGGCUGUGGCUCUGCCACUCAUUCUCACACCUGCGGCCCAGUCCAGUCGCUUGUUCAGGAAUUUUCCCAGGGAUGUGCUUCAGUCUCUGGCUAAUAAAAACAUCACCUCCAACUUCCACAGCUGGAGUCUUUCCAUACAGAACUUCACCCGAAAUGCCAAACUGAAGAUGUUCUACAGAGUGUUGUCCACCAACAGCGAUGGAGAGAAAGAAUUCAUCUCCACCAUGGAAGCUUAUCGCUACCCGUUCUACGCUGUGCAGUGGCAUCCUGAAAAGAGUCCGUUUGAGUGGAUAGAUAAACCAGGCAUGGUUCACACCGUCUCUGCUGUCAGAAUCAGCUUCUACACUGGAAGCUUCUUCGUCUCUGAAGCCUUGAAGAGCCAGCACCGCUUCUCCAAUCCUGCUGAAGAAGACAAAGCUCUGAUUUAUAACUUCUCCCCUGUCUACAGAGGCCUCAAUGCAGUCUUCAUCCAGAACUAUUACUUUGAUUGAUGAAUGAUGUUUAGGAACUAAAGGUCCUGAGUUCAGUUUAAUUAUAAUUUAUCAUGUGUCAGAAAUCAUUUUAUUAGCUCUGUUGUGAAAACUGGCAUAAAGUGGUGAGAUCUUUCCAGGUAACGCAGAAAACAGAUCAUAAAAAGACUGGGAGAAAUAAGUAAUCUUGUAUUUUGAUUUACUGAUUAUUAUAAAAUAAGUAAUCUCGAAUUUUGAUUGAUGAUUAUACAGAGAAUUCGAGAGUUUGAUGUAAUGAAAAGCAGAUCAAGAAAUGAAUAACAUGAUGAAUGAAAUGGUGAAAGGAAUUAAACUCAGAUGAUUAUUAAAAGAAGUUAUGUUUGCAGAAUUGAAUCAAAAAGAUGAUUAUGUUUAAUGAUUCAUGAUAACCAUACAGCAUACAUAAAAUUGUAACUAAAGUAAGCAUA